GAACCUGAUCAGAGCUUUAAAGCCAUCUUGAGAAAUAAAAUUGUUCCAGCAUAUUUAGAAUUAAGACAGAUUCGUUUUUCAGUGAUUGUAAGGCCUGCAGAUGAGAAAAGGCAUUCAGAUGGUACCAAUGUUGUAGGAAUGGAUAAAUACUUGUAA
Cetraspora pellucida is the source of this 156-nucleotide messenger RNA. Lineage: Eukaryota; Fungi; Glomeromycota; Glomeromycetes; Diversisporales; Gigasporaceae. The record is from the annotation of a GenBank genome assembly.